Messenger RNA from Colletotrichum navitas, 1019 nucleotides. RefSeq lists its product as uncharacterized. Bases 225 to 1019 code for a protein of 264 amino acids. The transcript has 3 exons. The record is from RefSeq and is a predicted model, not a curated record. NCBI's taxonomy places the organism in Eukaryota, Fungi, Ascomycota, Sordariomycetes, Glomerellales, Glomerellaceae.
CGAUAUCGUUGCUCCUCCAAAACAGAUGCGGUGGACAUCAUGAGAAAUGGCGCCUAGCAAGGGCCAGAUCUAACUUUUGCGACGUUAAAAAUGCACUGGCUGGCAAGUUUCCUGGUGUGUCGACAGGACGGGCCACAUCAGACUUUUGGCAAGAGUCGGAUGGGAACGCUGAAGAAAGGCAAGCGCAUUCAACGCCAACUCCUGGAUCCAGACUUCCAUAACGGAUGAAGUCACUAAAGGAGCGUAGUCAAGGCUUUGCCUCUAAAACCGGUCUCAAGCAAGGGCCGCAAGCUCAUAGGCACUUGCAGCCAGCCUUCACAAAGCUUGCGACGCUCCACUCCAAGAACAACUUUAGCUUCGCAAUUGUCACUGGCAACCUCUUUGAUGUUGACGACAAGAGCGCUAUUGAUACUCUUCUGAAUGGCGAACUUAAAGCUUUACCGUUGAACCUUCACUUCCUUAGCAAGCGCAGCAUCACCAAGACCUCUGAAGGAAUCAGGAUUGUUGCACUUAGCAGAAAGCUAGACGUAGAAAUUAUAGGGGGACAGUUAAAGGAGCAGCAUUUACCUUACCACACUGCAUAUGACACAAUGUCUCUUAAGGGCACUAGCAAGGCAGUCUGGCUGGCUGGCGUCUGGGAUAGAUCUAAGAUCGCGCUUUCCCCAGAAAACCAAGGCGCCAUUGAAAGCACAGCCAAAAUUGCAGAGCUAUGUGUAACACUGAAGCCCUGUUCCAACUUCUCUUCAUCCCCUGCUGAGUUUUUUUUACAAGCGAACUCUGCCAAAGCCAAGGCGCUUUAUGCGUUCUCACCAACAUCCAACGAGACCAACGUUGAGCGACCUGCUGCUAAUGCUACCUACACCCCAUUCAAGGCAAGGAAGCAAAAGAAAAGCUCGCAAGACGAGGGCUCUUACAGCCGCUUUGCCACUGGCGACGACGAUGGCUGUCAUAAUUGCUGCACAAGCGCCGCCGUCAGCAAUCCACCCCUCGUGGGCCGGAUCGUUGCUUCUUCUGCUUGA